Messenger RNA from Rhagoletis zephyria (snowberry fruit fly), 17727 nucleotides. Lineage: Eukaryota; Metazoa; Arthropoda; Insecta; Diptera; Tephritidae. The record is from RefSeq and is a predicted model, not a curated record.
AUGGCGCCCCGCUUCCCCAAAAAGCCCACCAUCCGCCAGAAGGGCAACGUCCUCGUGCUGGAGUGCCUCCUCGAGGCCAAUCCCUACCCGGAGAUCACCUGGUACCACGGGACGAAGGUCAUCACCGAGAGUGCCCGCCACAAGCAGACGCGCCAGGAGACCGGCCCCAACCAGUACCUGCUGGGGCUGGAGAUUCACGGGCCGACAAUUGAGGAUGGCGGCACCUAUCGCUGCAAUGCCCUCAACGAGAAGGGCGAAUCGAAUGCCAAUAUUGCGCUCAACUUUCAGAGCGGCGACGAAGACGACAAUGCGCCCUCCUUCAUCGGCAAGCCGCGAAUCGUGCCCGCGGAGACGGCCAUCACGCUGGAGUGCCGCGUCAAGUCGAAGACCGCCAUCACCGCCACCUGGUCGAAGGGCGGCACCACCAUACGCGAGUCAGGUCGCCACCAGCUGACCAUCGUCAAGGAGAAGGCCGAGGAGUACUACGUGACGCUGGUCAUCAAGAACCCGUCGGCCGCCGACGGCGGCUCCUACAAGGGCCUGAUUAAGAAUGAGGCCGGCGAGAUCACCGCCAACCUCAGCCUGAACAUCGAGGGCGAGGCGGAGGAGGAGGACGGCUCGAUUGCGCCCACCUUCCUCGCCAAGCCGAGCAUCACCGCCGACGAGGACGGGCAGCACAUUCUGAUGGAGGUUCGGUGCCGUGCCAAGCCGAAACCGACCAUCACCUGGUUCCACGAGGGCGAGCUGGUGCGCACCGGCGGCCGCAUCCGGCAAACCAUCAUCGAGGAGAAGGGCGACGUCUAUGUGAUCCGCCUGGAGAUCACCGGCGGCGACAGCCCCGACUCAGGCCUCUACAAGUGCAACGUGAAGAACUCGGCGGGCGAGUCCAAUGCCAACCUGACGCUGAACAUUGAAAUUGUCCCGGUCAUCAGCCAGCGCCCGCGCCUCGUCCGCCUGGAGCGCCAGCGGAAGAUUGUGAUUGAGUGCGCCGUGAAGAGCAGUAAUGCGCCCAAGGUCACUUGGAUCCGCGAGUCGACGACGGUCCGGGAGGACAGCCGUCACCGGCAGAUUGUGAAGGAGGAGCGCAAGGGCGAGUACAUGAUCCAGCUGGAGAUUGAGGAGCCGACGGAGGGCGACAAGGGCGCCUACAAGAUGAGGGCCGUCAAUGAGAAGGGCGAGGUCACCUCGGAGGUGAUUCGCCUCACGGAGAUCUUCGAGGAUGAGGAGAAGAAGGAGGAAGAGGAGAAACAGGCGGCGAAGAAGAAGAAGACCGUCAGCGCGCCGAAGAUCCUGCAGGAGCUGCGCUCAGAGAAAUGCGAAAUGAACGAGACGAUCGAGUUCAUCGUCCGCUACGAGUCCGAGGAGGAGGUGACCGUCAUCUGGUACUGCAACCGCCGCCAGGUGCGCCAGUCCUCCGCCUACGCCCUCCACUCGGACCGCCGCAUGGCCCGCCUCACCGUGAACCGCGUGCAGAUGGAGCACGCCGGCGAGUACACCGUCGAGGUGGUCAACUCGGCCGGAAAGACGGUCUCCACCGGAAAGCUCACCGUCGUCCGAAAGGAAGUCGAAGAGGACGACGAGGAGGAGGAGCAGCAGGAGAAGGCGGAGAAGAAGGCGGAGAAGAAGAAGCAGAAGAAGGAGGAGGUCGUAGAGGACGUGGAGAUGGAGGACGUUUCCGAGGAGGUCAAAAAGGCCACCGAGGAGCCGCAGAAGCGAAAGCUCUCCGUGAAGAAGAAGGACCCCGUGCCGGAGAAGCAGCAGAAGAAGGAGAAGGAGGGGGAAGUGCCUGCCCCCGCCCCCUCGAAGAAGCUUUCGGUGAAGAAGAAGCCAGCCGCUGCUGCCGAAGCUCCUGCUCCUGCUGAGCCUGCUGCCGCUGCCGCUCCCGAGGAGAAGGCCCCAGCAGCAGCCCCCACCAAGAAGCUGUCCGUCAAGAAGAAAGAGGUAACCGCAGAGAAAGCAGCAGCAGUAGUAGUGCCACCACCCUCUGCCACCCGAGCUGGUCUAGUAGCCAGCAGCCCUUCAGAAAGCCCUGAGAAAGCCCUAAAGCCCACCACCUCCACCUCCACCAUCCCUGUCGUUAAUGUUGAACCCGAAAGUCCCGAAGGUUCCAAAUCCCAGGAGCCCUCUAAAACUACUACCUCCACCUCCUCCACUACCAAACCUUCUCCUAGUUCUAGCACUCCUAGUUCGAAAUCUCCUCUUAGUCCUAGCAGCAGCAGCAGUAGUGUUGCCACUUCCAACCUGAAUCCUGAUCCUGAACCUGAACCUAAAUUUGAAUCCACACCCAAGUCUAAUCCUAAAUUUAAUCCUGAAACCUCACCCAAAACUAAUCCUAAUCCAAAUGCUCCUGAGCCCAAAUCUGAAAACCCGUCCUCAGCAGCACUACCACCACCUCCCAAGCGAUCCGGUAGCUCUAAAAAGUCCUCCAAACCUAGAACCUCCGCCUCCUCCCAAAACCUGUUGUCUGUUGAGCCCAUGGAAGUAACUACCACUACCACCACCACUCCCACCCAUGAACCCUCCUCCUCAACCUCGGUAGAAACCUUAACCAGUAGUACUACGAGCACCUCCACCCCUCUUCAGCCGCCACCACCCUCCCUUAGAGACCGUCGACCCUCCAUCAAGGACCGCUAUCCCUUUGACAAGGCGCUGGACACGGCCCCUCCCAACCAGCGCUUCCGCCGACCGGCCAGCUCGGAGUCCAGCUCACUCGCUUCGACUCCUCGAGGCUCCAUCUCGGGCGAGUCGGGCGGCACCGGUCCCCCUAGUUUAGCGCCUCCCAAGCUGCCCGCUGAUCUGCCCAAGCCGAAGCGGUCCUCGGUCAUUACGAUGCACCCUAGAGAGGAUGCCCCCAAAUCAGUACCCUCCACCACCACCACCACCUCCUCACCAACACUCAUCUCCACCUCCUCCUCUUCCCAUGCCGUCCUCCUCCCACCCACCAUGACCUCGGUUUUGCCACCCAGUCCUAAACGUUCUUCGUCUCUUUCCUCAAAGGAACCGGCGAAGCCUCCUGCAGAGGAGGCGGCUCCAGCUCCAGCUGCUGCCGCUGAACCGGUAAAGCGCCGCCUGUCGAUCAAGAAGAAGACGCCCGGAACUGGGCCUAGCCCGACGUCGACGCCCGGCUCGACGGCGCCCAGCUCGCCCACCAGCACCACCGCACCGGUAAGCUUUGAAGAGUCGACGGUGGCGAAGAAGCGCCUCUCCAUCAAGAAGCCGCCGGCGUCGAUUCCCGAGGAGCCGCAGCCGCCGCUGGGCGCCACGCCCAAGUCGAGCCUGGCGGCACCAGCGCCGGCGGCCCCGGCCAAGCCAGGCGCCCCAGCCUCUCCAGCUCCGGCCGAAGCCAACACGGUAACUAGUGACACUAAGGUAGAGGUAGAAACGGGUAAGAAGCGCAUUUCAGUGAAGAAGAAGACGGCAGCGGCACCUACAGCUGCUGCUUCCGCCAAUGGAGAGCUGAGCGCCGAGGAGGCCACCACCUCUAAGACCUCCUCCAUCAAGGGCCAGCCACGCACGCAACGGGUGCCCUCCAUCGAGGUGAGCAGCGGGGACGCCCCCAAGAUUGAGGUGCCUCAAACCACCACUCAGCAGCAGAAGGCGGCGCCCUCGAAGCAGCAGACCACCCAGCCGCCGCCCACCCUCCUGGCCGACAGUAAGCCGAUCGUAGUGAUAGAGCCGGCCGAAUCGGCUAGUCCUGCUCCUAGUAGUCCUAGCGGCUCUAGACGACCUAGCAUUAGCUCAGACACCGCCAGUGCUAGUGCAGCUGCUGCAGACGACAGACGCGAUAGCAUCUCCGACGGCCCGCCACCCGGUUUCAGCCGCAGUGGAUCACGACGACCUUCGAUUAUUAUCGUUGCAGAUGAGAAGGGCCUGGCGGUGGACGAAAGUGGGCAGACGAAGAAGCUUCGACCUGGUGAGAUGCUGGAGGUGAGGCGCGGGAGCACCCGCCGCGGCAGCACCAGCAUCGACAUGCGCAAGGCCUCGGUGAUGGAGAUUGACCGCGCGGAUAAGCCCUCGACGCCGCUGCGGGAGCUCGGAGAGGUCGGCCCGCCCGUUAUCACCGACUUUGUGGAGAACGUCUCGGCGGUCGAUGGGAAGACGGCCUUCAUUCAGGCCACCGUCGAGGGGAAACCGAUUGCCGGCUUCAAGUACUUCAAGGACGGCAAUGAGAUCUUUGAGGGUGGCCGGUACAAGGUGGUGACCGACGGCGAGACGAACACGGUGUACUUCUGUAUUCGCAAGGCGAAGCCCAACGAUGAGGGCAAGUACAAGAUUGUGGCGUGGAACGAGCACGGCGAGGAUAGCUGCAAUAUUAAGCUCUUUGUUUCGGACGAAAGCGGCAUGGACUUUCGCGCCAUGCUCAAGUCGAAGCAGUACGCCAAGUGGGGCAAGGAGAAGGACGACCCCGACUGGGGCAAUCUGAAGGCCACCGAGGAUGAGCGCCGGGCGUCGCUGCGCGACAUGAAGUCUGAUGGAGAGGAGGAUAUGCUGGACCUGGCGGCGGAGGGCGCCGGUGAGCGUCGCAAGUCGGCCCUGCCGCCGAAAGACCAGUCCCUCGCCAAGCUCAUUCCCGACUGGCCGACGCUGCAGGCGGUCAAGCGAAAGCGACAGAAACCAGACAUGUUCAUCAAGCCGCUGGAGGACACCCGAGUGAAGGAGGGCCGCGACAAGAUGGCCCGCUUCGAGUGCGUCUUCAGCAAGUCGGGCAUCAAGGCGAAGUGGUUCAAGGGCCGCCAGGAGCUGUUCAUGGGCAAGAAGUUCAACAUGACCAGCACUGGGGACCUGCACGUGCUGGAGAUUCGCGACCCGCGCGUCGACGACCAGGGCCAGUACAAGUGCACCUGUCUGGACAAGAGCACCAACGCCCAGCUCGAUGUGGAGUACCCCGACCCGGUCUUCAAGUUCACCAAGCCGCUGCAGAAGAAGUACGAGCAGUACACCGGCAAGGAGCUGGUCCUCGAGUGCAGCACCAACCACUCCAAGGCGCAGGUGAAGUGGUUCAAGGGCGAAACGAGUGUCGACUCGAUGAACGACAGCCGCCUCUUCGUGGAGCGGGACACCUUCGGAAAGCACUUCCUCAAGAUCCGGCCCUGUCGGGUGGAGGACACCGAUGACUUUAGCUGCAAGAUUGUCGGCACGGAGGAGGUGACCCGAACGAAGGUGGUCACCACCGACCGGCAGUUUAUCUUUGUGAAGCCGCUGAUGAGUCAGAAGUGCACGGAGAAUGAUACCAUUACGCUGGAGUGCGAGGUGGACGACCGCGACGCCGAUGUGACCUGGUGGAAGGACGGCAAGGAGGUGAAGCCGGAGAAGAAGAAGAUUGAGCUGGUGGCGGAGGGGCGGAAGCGGAAGAUGAUCAUCAAGAAGGGCAAGGUGAGCGAUGAGGCCACUUAUGAGUGCAAGACCAACGGCGACGUGACGGCGGCGGAGAUUCUCGUUGAGCCGGCCAACAAGUUCCGCAAGAAGCUGCAGGACAAGACGGUGAUUGAGCGCGAGGAGAUCGUCCUCGAGCUGGAGAUGCUGGAGAAGCGAGCGCCGCUGCAGUGGUUCAAGAAUGGGCAGCCCAUUUACGGUGAUCAUCGUCUGCAGAUCAAGUACGACGAGACCACCGGCAAGCAGUCGCUGAUCAUCCCCUGCUCGGAGAUGGGCGACGCCGGCGAGUACAUGGCCAAGGCGAAGGACUGCAAGACCAGCUGCAAGGUGGUGGUGAAGGAGGGCGAGCGCAAGCCGGAGCUGAAUCCCUCCGACACCGACUUCCAGGGCAACGUCGGCCAGCCGCUCACCAUUGAGAUUCCCUACAAGAUUCAGGGCACCCGCACCUCUGACGCCAUCCCAAAGCUAACGCGCAACGGCGUGCCCAUCUCCCCCAAGGACGUCGAGGUGAUCGUCAAGGAGGACAAGAUCGUCCUCAUCUUCAAGAAGCCCCAGCGCGAGGACAGCGGCAAGUACGACUUCAGCCUGACGAACAGCCAGGGCGAGGCGAAGGUCCCGCUGAACAUCAACUUCGUCGGCCCGCCGUCACCCCCGGAAGGACCGCUCGAGGUGACUGACCUCUACCGCGACCGCUGCCGCCUCGCCUGGAAGCCGCCCAAGGACAUGGGCGGCCUCCCACUGCUUCACUACGUCGUCGAGCGGCAGGACAUUGGCAUGCGCGGCGGCUGGACGGAGGUGGGCACCACCGAGGAGUGCCGCAUCAACGUCACUGACCUCGCCCACAAGAAGGAGUACAAGUUCAGGGUGCGGGCGGUGAACAAGAAGGGCGCCAGUGAGCCGCUCAACUCGGCGAAGAACAUCCUCGCGAAGGACCCCUACGACGAGCCGGGCAAGGUGACCGACGUGGAGCUGAUUGACUGGGACAAGGCCCACGUGGCGCUCAAGUGGAAGGCGCCGGAGAAGGACGGCGGGGCGCCGAUUGAAAAGUACGUCAUCGAGAUGAAGGACAAGUUCGCCUCGGAGUGGACCACCGCCACCGAGGUGGGUGGGGACGUGCUGAAGGGCAAGGUCACCGUGCCGACCAUUAAAGAAGGCGGACAGUACCAGUUUCGGGUGCGGGCGCUGAACAAGGCCGGCCCGGGUGAGCCCAGUGACCCCACCAAGUCGGUCAUCAUCAAGGACCGUUUUGUGAAGCCCUUCAUCCUCGGCGACGGGCUGAAGAACCUGGUGGUGAAGAAGGGCGCCAUGAUCAAGUUUGACAUUAACUUUGGCGGCGAGCCGCCGCCCGAGGUGAAGUGGGACCUGAAUGGAACGGAGAUUAAGCCCAGCACCAAGGUGUCCAUCGACUCGAACGACAAGAACUCGGUGAUUGUGGUGAAGAAUGCGGUGCGGGCAGACUCGGGAAAGAUGACGCUGACGCUGACAAACAGCUCGGGCACGGUGAGCAGCACGGCGGAUGUGAUUGUGCUGGACAAGCCGACGCCGCCGCAGGGCCCGCUCGAGGUGGAGAACGUCCACGCGGAGCACGCGACGCUGAAGUGGAAGAAGCCGAAGGAUGAUGGUGGCAGUGACCUGCGGGGAUACCUGGUGGAGAAGAUGGACGUCGACUCGGGUCGGUGGAUCCCCGUGGCGGAAGUGGGCCCCAAUCAGAAUGAGUUCAAGUGUGAGGGCCUGACGAAGGGGAAGAAGUACAAGUUCAGGGUGAAGGCGGUCAAUAAGGAGGGCGAGUCGGAUCCGCUGGAGACGAGGGACGCCAUUCUGGCGAAGAAUCCUUAUGACGAGCCCGGCAAGCCCUCCAAGCCGCAGAUUGUCGACUACGACAACACCAAGGUGGACCUGAAGUGGGAACCGCCCAAAUCAGACGGCGGCCGCCCCAUUCUCAAGUACAUCGUCGAGAUGAAGGACAAAAACGCCCAGGACUGGAAGGAGGUGGUGACGACGGAGGGGCCCACCCCUGAGGCUACCGUACCUCGCCUGAAGGAGAACUCCACCGUACAGUUUCGCGUUCGUGCGGUGAACAAGGCCGGUCCUGGUGAGCACUCUGACCCGACCGAUCCUCAUCUGGUGAAGCACCGCAACCUGAAGCCGUACAUUGACCGCACCAACCUGAAGAACAUCUGCAUCAAGGCGGGUCGCAAUCACAAGUACGAGGUGGACGUCAAAGGCGAACCGGCGCCGGAGAUCGUCUGGACCUUCAAAGGCGGCGCGGAGAAGGUGGUGGACAAUGACGUGAUCAAGAUCACCAACAAGGACUACCACACUGACCUCAGUUUCACCAAGGCCACGCGGAAACAGGCCGGUCGCUAUACGAUCACCGCCACCAACCGCAACGGCUCCGACACGGUGACGGUCGAGUUGAACGUCCUCGCGGCGCCGGCCAAACCGGAAGGACCGCUGGACGUGUCGAAUGUCUCCGCUGAGGGCUGCCACCUCGCCUGGAAGAAGCCUCUGGACGAUGGAGGCGUUCCCCUGAAGCACUACGAGGUGGAGAAAUUUGACAAGGAGACGGGCCGGUGGACUCGGGUGGGCAAGACCGACAAGCCGGAACUCGAUGUCACCGGCCUCAUUACCGGCCACGAGUACCUCUUCCGCGUGACGGCCAUCAACGAGGAGGGCGACUCUGAGCCGCUGGUGACGCUGCAGGGCACCGUCGCCCGAAAUCCCUACGAUGAGCCGGGAAAGCCCGGCACGCCGGAGAUUGUCGACUACGACAACGUCUCGGUGGACCUGAAGUGGACGGCGCCCACCAAGGACGGCGGCGCGCCCAUUCAGAAGUACAUCAUCGAGAAGAAGGAGAAGAACGCGCUGAUGUGGGAGAAGGCCACCGAGGUGCCCGGCAACGUCCUCGAGGGCAAGGUGGAGAACCUGGUGGAGCGGGCGGAGGUGCAGUUCCGCGUCGUGGCCGUCAACAAGGCCGGACCGGGCGAACCGUCGGACGCCACAAAAAUGCACGUCGUCAAGUUCCGCCGCCUGAAGCCGUACAUUGACCGCAACGACCUGGAGCUGCAGACGGUGAAGCGCGGGAAGAACCUGAAGUUGGAGGUGCACGUCCGGGGAGAGCCGCCGCCGAAGAUCACCUGGAAGCUCGGGGAUAAGGUGAUUGUCAACGAUGCGCACGUUGUGCUGGACAAUCCCGACUACCUGACGAAGAUUGCCAUCAACGACGCGCAGCGGAUCCACACUGGAAAGUACACGAUCAUUGCAGAGAACGAGGUUGGACGGGAUGAGGCGGAGGUGGAGUUUUGCGUCCUGGCCGCGCCCAGUCGACCCAAAGGACCGCUUAAGGUGGAGAACCUGACCGCCAAGGGCUGCGAGCUGAAGUGGGGCAAGCCUGAGGAUGACGGCGGAAAGCCCAUUAAGGGCUACGUCGUCGAGAAGCUCGAUCCCCACACCGGACAGUGGGUGCCGAUUGGCAAGGCGGACAAGGACGCCACCGCCUUCGAGGUGACCGGCCUGCAGAAGGGCAAGCAGUACAAGUUCCGCGUCAAGGCGGUCAAUGACGAGGGCGAGUCGGAGCCACUGGUCACCGAGCAGAUCACCGCCAAGGACCCGUACGAGCUGGCGGACAAGCCCGGUAAGCCGGCGAUUGUCGACUGGGACGAGAAGCGGGUCGACCUGAAGUGGGCCCCUCCAAGGGACGACGGCGGAGCGCCCAUUACCGGCUACGUGAUUGAGAAGAAGGACAAGGGCAGCAACAACUGGGUGCCCGUUCUGGAGACGCACUCCUCCAAGCCGGAGGCGACUGUGGAGGGCCUGGAGAAGGGCUCGCAGGUGCAGUUUCGCGUGCGGGCGGUCAACAAGGCCGGCCCCAGCGAGCCGUCCGAUGCGACGGAGAUGCACACCGUCAAGGAGCGAAACCUGAAGCCGCACAUUAACCGAGAGACGCUGAAGCCGAUUACCAUCAAGGCAGGUGGGCUGGCGAAGUUGGACGUGGAGAUCAGCGGCGAGCCGCCGCCGGCCAUCACCUGGACCUUUGAGGGGAAGAAGCUGUUUGAUGACGCGAACACGAAGAUCGACAACCCCGACUACGAGUCGCACGUGCAGAUCAAGCACAUGACGCGGGCGCAGUCGGGCAAGUACAAGAUUGCCGCGGAGAAUGAGAAUGGCAAGGACGAGGCGGAGGUGGACAUUAUCGUGCUGGAUCGACCCGCCAAACCGGAGGGGCCGCUGGAGGUGUCCGACGUCCAUGCCGACCACUGCAACCUCAGCUGGCGACCGCCUAAGGAUGACGGUGGUGUGCCGAUUGAAUCGUAUGUGGUGGAGAAGAAGGACUCGGCGACGGGACGAUGGGUCCCCUGCGCCAAGGUGGGCCCCGAGGCGACCGAGGUGGAGGUGACCGGCCUUGAUGCGGGCAAGAAGUACGAGUUCCGCGUGAAGGCCGUCAACCCUGAGGGCGAGUCCGAUUACCUCGACACGGACAAGUCGACGCUGGCGAAGAAUCCCUACGAGGCGCCCGGCCAGCCGGGCAUGCCCACCAUCGAGGACUACGACCGCGACUGGGCGGAGCUGAAGUGGGAGCCACCGAUCAGAGAUGGCGGCGCGCCCAUCGAGGGCUACAUCAUCGAGAAGAAGGACAAGUACAGUCCAAAUUGGGUGCAGGCCGCCGAGGUGUCGGGGCCCGUCUGCCAGGGCAAGGUGAAGGGCCUGCACGAGGGCGACAAGUACGAGUUCAGGGUGAGGGCAGUGAACAAGGCCGGCCCUGGUGCGCCCUCCGAUUCAGUUGGGCCCCACCUCGCCAAGCCCCGAUUCCUCGCUCCUAAAAUCGACCGCACCAAUCUGGUGGCCGUGACCGUCAAGGUGGGGCAGAUGGUCUUCUUUGAUGUCAAUGUCAUUGGCGAGCCGCCGCCGAAGACCACCUGGAAGCUGAACGAUGGCCCCGAGCUGACCACCGACGAGACGUACAGCAUAGCCGAUGUCGACUACAACACCAAGUUCACGCUGAACCGAGCCACCCGCAAGACCCGAGGCGUGUACACCAUCACCGCGACCAACUCCAGCGGCACCGACGAGGCCACCGUGGAAAUUAAGGUCCUCGGAAAGCCCUCGAAACCGAAGGGCCCGCUGGACGUCUCCGAUGUCCACAAGGACGGCUGCACGCUGAAGUGGAAGCCACCCGAAGACGACGGCGGCUGCCCCAUUGAGUGCUACGAGGUGGAGAAGAUGGACGAGGAAACUGGUCGCUGGGUGCCUUGUGGCAAGACCAAAGGUGGCGAUGACACUAAAUUCGACGUCACCAAUCUGGUGCCCGGAAAGAAGUACAAGUUCCGCGUGCGGGCCGUCAACAAGGAGGGCGACUCGGAGGAGCUGGAGACGGAGACGGGCACGGUGGCGAAGAACCCCUUUGAUGAGCCGGACAAGCCCGGUCGCCCUGAGCCGACUGACUGGGACAAGGACCACGUCGACCUCACCUGGGCCCCGCCUGCAAAUGACGGCGGCGCCCCCAUUACCGGGUACAUCAUUGAGAAGCGGAAGAAGGGCACGCACAAGUGGGCCAAGGCGAAGGAGCUGAAGACGCCGGACACCUCGGCUACCGUACCCGACCUGGAGGAAGGUGAGGAGUACGAGUUCCGCGUCAUUGCCGUGAACAAAGCGGGCCCCAGCGAGCCCAGCGACGCCAGUCGCUCGGUGAUCGCCAAGCCUCGCCGCCUGGCCCCAAAGAUUGACCGCACCAACCUGAAGGCGGUCAAAAUUCGCGCCGGCCAGCCGGUCAAGUUUGACGUUGACGUGAAGGGCGAGCCGGAGCCGACCAUCGAGUGGAGCGUCGGCGAGGGGAAGAAGCUGACCUCUGAUGAUCACACCAAAAUCGAGAACACCCCCUACCACACGCAGUUUAUGCUAGUGAACUCGGUGCGGGCCGACUCCGGGGAGUACCGCAUCUUUGCGCGGAACGAGCACGGCACCGACGAAGCGACCGUUACCAUCCUGGUCACCUCAAAGCCUACGAAGCCGAAGGGACCGCUUGCAGUGUCCGACGUCCACGCCGAGGGCUGCAAGCUGAAGUGGGACAAGCCCGAGGACGACGGCGGAGAACCGAUCACCGGGUACCUCGUGGAGAAGAUGGACGAGGAGUCGGGUCGGUGGGUGCCGGUCACCACCAGCCGCGAGCCGGAGGCGGACGUCGGCGGCCUCAUUCCCGGCAAGUCGUACAAGUUCCGCGUGAAGGCGAUCAACGCCGAGGGCGAGUCGGAGCCGCUGGAGACGGAGAAGGCAACGCUGGCGAAGAACCCCUUCACCGAGCCAGACAAGCCCGGACGGCCCAAUGUGGAGGACUGGGAUCGGAAUCGGGUGGACCUCAGCUGGGCGGCGCCGUCGGAGGAUGGAGGCGCCCCCAUUACCGGGUACAUCAUUGAGAAGAAGGAGAAGGGCGCCGCAAAGUGGGUGAAGGCCGCCGAGGUCUUUGGCCCGGAGACGGAGGCCCGCGUCAUGGACCUGAUUGAGGGGCAGGAGUACCAGUUCCGCGUGAAGGCAGUGAACAAAGCGGGUCCCAGCGCGCCCUCUGAGCCUUCCAGCUCGGUGGUGACCAAACCACGAAAUCUUCAUCCGAAAAUCGAACACCUACGAGAUAUCACAGUUCACGCCGGCCAACCGGUGAAGCUCGAUGCGAAGGUGAUUGGCGAGCCGCCGCCGCGAACCGUAUGGUACCUGACCACCGAGCCGGAGAAGGAGCUCAAGUCAGGUGAUCAUCUGAAAAUUGAAAACGAGCCCUACCACUCGCGGCUGAGCAUUCCCAGCUCGAAACGGGCUGACACUGGCCUCUACAAGCUGGUGGCCAGCAACCAGUCGGGCAGUGAUGAGGUGGAGGUGAAGGUGACGGUGUUGGAUGUUCCAGGAACGCCUGAAGGUCCUCUGGACGUCAGUGACGUCCACGCUGAAGGCUGUAAGCUAGCGUGGAAGCCGCCCAAGGAUGACGGUGGCGUUCCCAUUGAGGCGUACGUCGUCGAGAAGCAAGACCAGGCGACGGGACGAUGGGUCCCCGUGACGCAGACCACCAACCCCGAGUGCACUGUCACCAACCUGGAGCCGGGCAAGCAGUACAAGUUCCGCGUGAAGGCGGUCAAUGCCGAGGGCGAAUCCUCUCCUCUUGAAUCAGCCGAGCCGAUAGUGGCGAAGAAUCCCUACGACGCCCCAGGCGCCCCGGGCACGCCCGAAGUGGUCGACUACGAUAAGAACCACGUCGACCUGAAGUGGGAGCCACCGGCCAAGGACGGCGGCGCCCCCAUCCAGCAGUACAUCAUCGAGAAGAAGGAGAAGGGCAGCGACAAGUGGACCAAGGCGGCCGUCGUUCCGGGUGAUGAGACGAAGGCCCGCGUGCCUGACCUGGAGACCGGUCAGUCCUAUCAGUUCCGCGUCCGCGCGCAGAACAAGGCCGGCCCCGGGGAGCCCUCCGACCCGAGCAAGAUGUGCCUGGUGAAGCACAAGAAGCUGCCACCAAAGAUUGACCGAAAGAACCUGCGACCGAUUAAGAUCAAAGUGGGCGAGGCGUUCAGCUUCGAUGUGAAUGUGAUUGGCGAGCCGCCGCCGGAUGUGGUGUGGAAGCUGAAGGACCGCACCGUCGUCGAUAAGCCGACGCUGACCAUCACCAAUAAGCCGUACAACACCAAGCUGGACUGCGAGAAGGCGGAGCGGAAGGACAGCGGCACCUAUCACAUUGUGGCGACGAACAAGUGGGGCGAAGAUGUGGCCGAUGUGGAGGUGAAGGUCGUCGGAAAGCCGGCCAAGCCGGAGGGACCACUGGACGUGGAGGACGUCCACAAGGACGGCUGUACGUUGAAGUGGAACAAACCGCUGGAUGACGGUGGUGAACCGUUGGAAGGCUAUCUGGUGGAGAAGUUGGACCCGGACACUGGAAGCUGGGUCCCCGUUGGCAGGACGCCCAUUCCUGAGAUGGCUGUGACGGGGCUGACCCCGGGCAAGUACUACCAGUUCAGGGUGAAGGCGGUCAACAAGGAGGGCGAGUCGGAGCCGCUGGAGACGCUGUCGCCGACGCUGGCCAAGGACCCCUAUGAGACGCCGGGCCAGCCCGGUAGACCCGAGGCCGUCGACUGGAACAAGGACCACGUUGACCUGAAGUGGGAUGCGCCCAUUUUGGACGGUGGCGCGCCCAUCACCUCGUACAUUAUUGAGAAGAAGGAGAAGGGCAGCCCACGCGGUUGGGAGAAGGCCGCCGAGGUGCCCGGUGACCAGACGAAGGGCACCGCGCCCUACCUGGAGGAGGGCAAGGAGUACGAGUUUCGGGUGGUGGCGGUGAACAAGGCCGGGCCGGGUGAGCCGAGCGACGCGUCCAAGUCCAUUGUGGCUAAACCCAGAUUCCUGGCGCCACGCAUCGACCGCAACGCCUUCAAGGACCUCACCAUCAAGGCCGGCCAGAAGGUGAUGUACGACGUGCCGGUGGCCGGUGAGCCGCCCCCGGAGAUCACCUGGACCAUCAACGGGCGGGUGAUGCCCGCCGAGGGCGACUCACACGCCAAGAUUGAGACGGAGGACUACAACACGAAGUUGGCCGCCCGAAACGCCACCCGCGCCGACUCGGGCGCCUACACCAUCACAGCGAUCAACUCCAGCGGCCGGGACACUGUCACCGUUCAGGUGCUGGUCACCGACAAACCGUCCCCGCCCAAGGGUCCACUCGAUGUAUCGGACGUCCACAAGGAGGGCUGCAAGCUGAAGUGGGAGAAACCGGAGGAUGAUGGAGGUCUUCCGCUUGAGGGCUACCUCGUGGAGAAGAUGGACACUGACAGUGGCCUGUGGGUGCCGGUGGGCAAGGCCAAGGGAACCAGUAUGGAAGUGGGCGGCCUGGUGCCCGGAAAGGAGUACAAGUUCCGCGUCAGUGCGGUCAAUAAGGAGGGCGAGUCGGAGCCGCUGGAGACGCUGAAGCCGAUUGUGGCGAAGAAUCCGUUUGACGAACCCGGAAAGCCGGGCAAGCCGAAGGCCGUCGACUGGGACAAGGACCACGUCGACCUGGAGUGGGAGAAGCCAAAGGAGGACGGCGGCGCCCCGAUCACCGGCUACAUCGUCGAGAAGAAGGACAAGUACGGCGAGUGGGAGAAGGCGGCGGAGGUGGUCGGCGACCAGUGCCAGGCCACCGUGCCGAAGCUGAUCGAGGGCCAGGCCUACGAGUUCCGCGUUCGAGCGGUGAACAAGGCCGGUCCUGGUGAGCCCUCAGAUGCCUCUGAUACCGUCAUUGCCAAGCCUCGACGCCUUCCACCAAAGAUUGACCGCACCAACCUGGUGAAGAUCAAGAUCAAAGCGGGGCAGGCGUUCAGCUACGACGUGAACGUGGCGGGCGAGCCGCCGCCGGACGUCGAGUGGAAGCUGAAGGGCAGCCCCGUGAAGACGGGCGGCCACGUGAAGGUGGCCAACGAGCCGUACAACACUAAACUAAAAGUGACGCAGUCGACGCGGGCCAACUCGGGCAUCUACACCAUCAAGGCGACGAACAAGCACGGCGAGGAUGAAGCGGAGGUGGAGGUGGUGGUCCUCGACCGGCCCUCGCCGCCUGGUGGCCCCCUCAAAGUGGAGGACGUGCACGCAGAGGGUGCCACGCUGAAGUGGCGCCCGCCCGACGAUGACGGCGGCCUGCCCAUUGACCACUACGUCGUCGAGAAGCUGGACCCGGUGACCGGAAACUGGGUCAAGGCGGCGGAGACUGUUGGGGCGGAGUGUGACGCCAAGCUCACAGGCCUGACGCCCGGUAAGAAGUACAAGUUCAGGGUGAAGGCAGUCAAUCGGCAGGGCGACUCUGACCCGCUGACGAACGACAAGGAAAUUCUGGCGAAGAACCCCUUUGAGGAGCCCGGAAAGCCGGGCACGCCCACCAUUGCCGACUACGACGCGGAGUGGGUGCAGCUCGACUGGAAGCGCCCGGAGACGGACGGCGGCUCCCCGAUUACCGGCUAUGUCAUUGAGAAGAAGGACAAGUACAGCCCCGACUGGACGCAGUGUGCCGAGGUGGAGGGUNGCGGAGUGGGUGCAGCUCGACUGGAAGCGCCCGGAGACGGACGGCGGCUCGCCGAUUACCGGUGCGCCGAGGUGGAGGGCGACGUCACUUCGGGCAAGGUGAAGGACCUCAUCGAAGGGAACGUUUACGAGUUCCGCGUGAGGGCGGUCAAUAAGGGCGGUCAGGGAGUGCCCAGUGACUCCACCGGGACGCACCUGGCGCGGCCAAAGAACUCCCCACCGAAGAUUGACCGCUCCUACAUGCGCGACAUUCGCGUCAAGGCCGGCCAGAAGGUGGAGCUGGACGUGCCCGUUUCCGGUGAGCCCCCACCGACUAAAAAGUGGUCCGUGGACGGCACCCCAGCGCCGGUGGACCGCUGGACGAUCACCACCGAGGACUACAAAACGCACCUGCUGAUUAAGAGCGCCGAGAGAAAAGAUAGCGGAAAGUUGGAGCUGACCGCCAGCAAUGUCAAUGGCACGGACAAGGCGACCAUCAACCUGGUGGUGAUGGACGUUCCCGGAGCACCGGAGUCGCUUCGAAUCGCCGACAUCACCAAAGACGGAGCGAAGGUGAGCUGGAAUCCGCCAAAAGACGACGGAGGCUCUGAGAUCUCCCACUACGUCGUGGAGAAGAAGGACCUGGAGACGGGACGAUGGGUCCAUGCGGCGGACGCCUUUAGCCCCUCGGUUCGUGUGGAGAAGCUCAUUGAGGGCCAUGAAUAUCAGUUCCGCGUGAAGGCGGUGAACAAAGAGGGCGACAGCCCGUACUGCACCGCCCGGGACAGUAUCGUGGCAAAGAACCCCUUUGACACGGCCUCGAAGCCGGCGCCGCCGAAGGUGGUGGACUGGGAUGCCGACCGCGUGGACCUGGAGUGGCGGCCGCCGAGGUCGGACGGCGGCGCCCCCAUCACCGAGUACAUCAUCGAGAAGAAGCCGAAGAAGAGCGCCUUCUGGACGGAGGCUGUGAGAGUGCCGGCUCCCGGAAAAGGAGCACUGAAACCGGGGGCGGAUGCCGACGCAGAGGGCUCCGCGAGGCUGGGCGGAAAGCCGGGCCCAGGAGCAGGAGGUCAUGGUGGAGAUGCCGCCCUGGGCGUCAUUCGCGGCACUGUGCCCGACCUGCUGGAAGGGGAGGAGUACGAGUUCCGCAUUGUGGCGGUGAACAAGGCCGGCCCCAGCGACCCCUCUGACCCCUCGGAGGCGGUUAUCUGCCGACCACGGAAGGUCGCCCCGUCCAUUGACGUGGACGCGAUGAAGGACAUCAAGGUGAGGGCUGGACGGCCGAUCUCCUUCACAGUGCCCAUCAAGGGCGAACCAGCGCCCACCGCCACCUGGUCGGUGAAGGGCACCAUCGUUGCGCCGGGAGAUAAGAGGAUCGAGGUGGACUCCACCUCCACCACGGCCAUCAUCAACAUCCCCUCGUCAGUGCGCGAGGACUCGGGCGUCUUUAAGCUGGUGCUGAAGAACCCCUACGGCGAGGUGUCCGCCUCCGCCAAGGUGACGGUCCUCGACCGACCAGGACCACCCGAAGGGCCGCUGGAGAUCAGCGAGAUCACCAAGGAGUCGGUGAAGCUGAAGUGGCGCCCACCGAAGGACGACGGCGGCUGCCCCAUUAAGCACUACAUCCUCGAGAAGAUGGACGUCAGCAGGGGCAGUUGGACGGAGUGCGGCACCUCGGUGGACCUAACCUUUAAGGUGCCGAAGCUGGUGCACAAGAAGCAGUACCAGUUCCGCGUGGUGGCCGUCAAUGAGAUGGGCGACUCGGAGCCGCUGGAGAACGGCGAGACCAUAACGGCGAAGAACCCCUUUGACGUGGCCGAGGCCCCUGGAAAGCCCAAGGUCGUCGACUGGGAUGCGGAUCACGUCGACCUGGAGUGGACGGCCCCAUUGGACACCGGCGGCUCUCCCCUGACCGGCUACGUCGUCCAGAAGAAGGAGAAGGGCAGCCCCUACUGGACGAAGGGCGUCGCGGUGGCCGGAAACACCACCAAGGCCACCGUUCCUGACCUGCGCGAGGGCGUCGAGUACGAGUUCCGCGUGGUAGCGGUCAACAAGGCGGGCGACUCGGAGCCCUCGGAGCCCUCCGAUGCGAUCACCUGCCGACACCGAAACCUCGCCCCGAAGAUCAUCACCCCGCUGCGGGAGGUCCGCCUGAAGGCCGGCCAGAAGCUGGACGUGAAGAUUGAGUUUGUGGGCGCGCCGCCGCCGGAGGUGAGCUGGAUCAACAGCGCCACCGGAAAGGAAGUGGCCUCGGAUGCGCUCCGGGUCACCGUCUCCAACGGCGACGGGCACACCAUUCUGACGAUUGUCGACGCGAAACGAGGCGACUCUGGCGACUACAAGCUGAAGCUCACAAAC